ACAGUGCUCCGCACACAGUGUUGCCUCGCCGUUCGCCCUUUGCCAGGAACUCGCCGAGUUCACUGCCAGGGAGGGGCAGCGAGGCUGGAAGGAGACCUCACAUCUUCGGGAACAAGGGCGGAGCGGCUCGCCCGGCUCCCGACAUGGCGCGCCCCGGCCCUGACCCGGCCUACACCGGCCCCGCCGUGGAGGCCCUGCUGCGGAGCGUGGAGCGGGACCUGCACAUCGACCCCCGGCAGCUGGCCCCCGGCCCCGGCGGCACCCACGUGGUGGCCCUGGUGCCCACCCGCUGGCUGGCGAGCCUGCGGGAGCGGCGGCUGCCCCCGGGCCCCGGAACCCGGGCCGAGGGACUGAGCGAGGCGGAGGCCAGGACCCUCCUCCAGCGCUCCGUGCAGAAGCUGCCGGCCGGCUGGACCCGCGUGGAGGUGCACGGGGUGCGGAAGCGGCGGCUGGCCUACCCGCUGGCCCCGGGCCCCGGCCCUCCGGAGCAGGGCGAGGCGCCCGAUACCCUCGCUCGCUUCAUGCGGGACGUGGCCGCCCAGAACUACCGGAACCUGUGGCAGGAAGCCCACCGGACCCGCACGCGGCCCUACGGCCUCGGUCCCUCCCCGCCCGCCCCGUCCGCCCUGGACGCCGUGCGCCAGGCCCUGCAGAGGGUCUACGGCUGCCCCUUUCUCCAAGUUGGGAGGGGGGCCCGCUGCCCGUCUCCCGCCAAGGAUGGGUCCCCGGGCCCCUGGGGGGGCCCCCCGUGCCCCAACCUCCUGCGAGCCGAGGCGCUGGUGGAGUCUGCGGAGAUGCUGUACGUGCUGCACCCCUACGUCCAGUUCUCCCUGCACGACGUGGUCACCUUCAGCCCCGCCAAGCUGACCAACAGCCACGCCAAGGUCCUCUUCAUCCUCUUCCACGUGCUGCAGGCCAUGGCCGCCUGCCACCGCCAGGGCCUGGCCUGCGGGGCCCUGUCCCUCCACCACGUGGCUGUGGACGAGAAGCUGUGCAGCCGGCUCCGGGUGGACCUCAGCGCCUACGAGGAGGAGGAAGAGGGGGAAGAAGAGGGGCAGGGAGAGGAGGAGCUGAGGGCGAGGGCCGGGAGGGAUGGGGCCGGCAGCGGUCCGGCCCGGGGAGCCUCCCCGCGCGGGGAGCUGAGGGGGAUGGUGUGGGACUGGGUCCACGGCCGCCUCAGCAACUUCGACUACCUCAUGCAGCUGAACCGGCUGGCCGGCCGCCGGGUCGGGGACCCCAACUACCACCCGGUCCUGCCCUGGGUGGUGGACUUCAGCAGCAGGCACGGCGGGUUCCGGGACCUCAGGAAGUCCAAGUUCCGCCUCAACAAGGGCGAUAAGCAAUUAGACUUCACCUACGAGAUGACCCGGCAGGCGUUCGCGGCCGGUGGGGCCGGCGGGGAGCCCCUCCACGUGCCCCACCACAUCUCGGACGUGCUGUCCGACAUCACCUACUACGUGUACACGGCCCGGCGGACCCCCAGGGCCGUGCUGUGCGGCCACGUGCGCUCCCAGUGGGAGCCCAACGAGUACCCGGCCAGCAUGGAGCGCAUGCAGAGCUGGACCCCGGACGAGUGCAUCCCCGAGUUCUACACCGACCCCUCCAUCUUCCGCUCCAUCCACCCCGACAUGCCCGACCUGGACGUGCCCGCCUGGUGCCGCUCGACGGAGGAGUUCGUGGAGGCCCACCGGGCGCUGCUGGAGAGCCCCGAGGUGUCGCGGGAGCUGCACCACUGGAUCGACCUCACCUUCGGCUACAAGCUCCUGGGCAAGGAGGCGGUGAAGGAGAAGAACGUCUGCCUGCACCUGGUGGACAACCACACCCACCUGGCCAGCUUCGGGGUGGUCCAGCUCUUCGACCAGCCCCACCCCCAGCGGCGGGUGGGACCCCCGCCCGCCCCCGCCGAGCCGCCGCCCCCGGCCCGGCCCCCCGGCCCCGGCGUCCGGGAGGUGGCCGGCCUGGAGGACGGGUGGGUCCCGGCGGGGGGCGGGCCGGUGCCGGAGGCCACCGCCUGCGACGCCGGCUGGACCGGGGACCGACCGGCCGGCGGCGAGGAGGAGCUGGAGCAGGGCACCGAGGCGCUGGAUUCGCUCUCUCUGACCGGGAAGGCGGCCGAUCAGCCCUGCCCUGGGCCGCCGGCCGGCCGCCCCGUCCGGAGGAGCCGUGCCGGUGGGACGGAGCCGGCCGACGGCGACCACGCCGCCGCUGACCGGGGCAAGAUCGUCCUGCCCGAGGGCUUCAACCCCCUGCAGGCCUUGGAGGAGCUGGAGAAGCUGGGGAACUUCCUGGUCAGAUCCCUGAACGGCGGCGGCGGCCGGCCGGAGGGGCCGGAGCCCCCCCGCGCCCCAGCCCCCCGGAAGCUGGCGGACCUCUUCCAGCGGGACAUGCAGGCGCUGGGCGUCCUGAUCGCCGAGAUCGUGUUCGCCCCCAGGUUGCGCUCGCUGCGGCCGGGCGCCCCGCUCCCGGACCGCCUCGUCUGCGUCCGUGGCCUCUGCCGCCGCCACCCCAGGGAGAUCCCCGGGCCCCUGCAGCCGGUGCUGGACACGUUGUUGCAGCUCGGCCGCCCCCAGGGAUCGCCUCCACCCGAGGGGCCGGCCGGGGGCCGCGGGGCCGCCCGGCUCUGGGCGUACCCCCGGAUCUCCCGGGGCCUCCCGCCCCCCUGUCCCGCCCAGCUCCUCAGCCCCUUCAGCGCCGAGGUGCCCUUCCCGCCCUACUUCCCGGCCCUGCACCAGUUCAUCCUACUGUACCAGGCCUGGAGCGGGGAGGGGGAGCACCAGGGCCGGGAGCUGGUCUUCCAGCUGUGGCGGCGGCUGGACGGGGUCCUGGGCGAGAUCACCCCCGAGGGCCUGGAGAUCCUGUUGCCCUUCAUCCUGUCGCUGAUGUCCGAGGAGAACACCGCCGUCUAUGCGGCCUGGUACCUCUUUGAGCCCAUCGCCGGGGCCCUGGGCCCCAAGAACGCCAACAAGUACCUGCUGAAGCCCCUGGUCGGGGCCUACGAGAACCCCCGCUCCCUGCGCGGCCGCUUCUACCUCUACACCGACUGCUUCGUGGCCCAGCUGGUGGUGCGGCUCGGGCUCCAGGCCUUCCUGGGGCACCUGCUGGCACACAUCCUGCAGAUCCUGGUGGGCGUCGAAAGCCCGCAGGAGGAGAGCCGGACCCUGGCGGGGGCUGCCGAAGACGACGCCAAGGAGGGCGAGGAGGAGGACGGCGGCGGGGGCAGCCCCGGCCUGGGGGCCUUCGGGGAGGAGAGGGAGAUGGAGGGCGAGCCCGGCCCCUCCUCCGGGCUGGGGCUCCUGGAUUACACGUCCGGGGUCAGCUUCCACGACCAGGCCUACCUGCCCGAGAGCGAGGACUUCCAGGAGGGGCUGUACGUGGCCGAUUCCCUGCGGCCCCAGGAGCCCGAGGCGCUCAGCCUGGGGCGGCUGAGCGACAAGAGCAGCACCAGCGAGGGGUCUCUGGGCGACGGGUCGCUGGGCGAGGGCCGGCCCGGGGACUCCGACUCCCAGAAGGACAAGAGCAGCCUCCAGUCCGGGGACAGCAGCCAGGACCUGAAGCAGAGCGAAGGCUCGGAGGAGGAGGAAGAUGGGGAGGAGGAGGAGGAAGAGGAGGACGAGGGGGCAGAGGACCAGGAGGAAGGGGACGAGGAGGAGGAGGAGGAGGAGCGGGAUGGUGCCGUGGCGGGGCAGGACCUCGCCCUCUCGGACCCGGCCAUCUCCAUAGAUGCCGUCCUGGCCGAUGACGGCGGGGAAGUGGAAGAGGAGGAACUGAGUGACCAAUCGGAGGACAGGGAGCGGAAGAUCCUCCUGGACACAGCCUGCAAGAUGGUGAGGUGGCUUUCGGCCAAACUGGGCCCCACCGUGACCUCGCGCUACGUGGCCCGGAACCUGCUCCGCCUGCUGACGGCCUGCUACGUCGGUCCCGUGAGGCAGCAGUUCACAGCAAGCGACAGCGACAGCGACCACAGCCCCCUGGGCUCCGGCAGCAUCUACCAGAAGCGGCCAGUGGUGGGGGACCAGGUGUCCAGGCCCGUCCUGGACUGCCUCAUGCACGUGGCCCACCUGUACGGGGAGCCGGUCCUCACCUACCAGUACCUGCCCUACAUCAGCUACCUGGUGGCCCCCGGCAGUGGGACCGGGGUCAGCCGGUUGAACAGCCGGAAGGAGGCCGGGCUGCUGGCUGCGGUCACCCUGACCCAGAGGAUCACGGUGAACCUCUCUGACACCACGCUCAUGGACAUCCUCCCCAAGAUCAGCCAGGAGGUCCUGCUGCCCGUGCUGGGCUUCCUGACCUCCCUCCUCACCAGUUUCCCGAGCGGCUCCCAGGCCCGCACCGUCCUGUGCAUGAAGACGGUCAGCCUGAUCGCUCUCAUCUGCCUGCGCAUCGGGCCGGAGAUGGUCCAGCAGCACCUGAGUGACCCAGUCGCCACCUUCUUCCAGGCCUUCUCCCUGCUGCACGAGCUGCAGCAACAGAGCCCGACGCCGGAGCCCCUGAGCCACGGGGCGAGCCGGAUGCUGGAGUUGCCCUUCUCGGACGGGCACGUGCGGCCGAUGGACCUGUCCGUGCGGGAGGAACUGCAGGAGGUGUUUAGCCUGGAGAUGGCCUAUGCCACCUAUGUGCCCUUCUCCUGCCUGCUAGGUGACGUCAUCCGGAAGAUCAUCCCGAACCACGUCCUGGUGGGCCAGCUGGCGGCCGCGUACCUGGAGAGCGCCAGCCCUCGGGACCGAGAUCCCGCUAACCUGGAGCCCGCGGCCAGCGCCUCCUGCCCGGAGCGGGACCCCCGAGGGGGCGGCCGCCCGGAGGACGGGCACUCGGGCACCUUCGGCAGCGUCCUGGUGGGGAACCGGAUCCAGAUCCCCGCGGAUGUGCAGCCCCUGGGCCCCGGGUCCCCAGGGGCCCGCGCUGGGAUGGCCGAGUCCGGCCUGGCCGACGAAGAGAGCGCCCUGAAGCGGGACCUGCCCCGGAGCGCCCAUGGGCUGUGCGGGAACUGGCUGGCGUAUUGGCAGUACGAGAUCGGUGUCAGCCAGCAUGAUGCCCACUUCCACUUCCACCAGAUCAAGCUGCAGAGUUUCCACGGCCACACGGGAGCCCUCAAGUGUGUGGCCCCCCUGGCCAGUGAGGACUUUUUCUUGAGCGGUGGCAAGGACAAGACGGUCCGCCUCUGGCCCCUGUACAACUGUGGCGAUGGCACCAGCGAGACGGCCCCGCGCCUGGUCUUUGCCCAGCACAGGAAGUCCGUGUUCUUCGUCAGCCAGCUGGAGGCCCUGCAGCAGGUGGUGAGCUGUGACGGGGUCAUCCACGUGUGGGACCCCUACACAGCUAAAGUCCUGCGGACUGUGGAGGCGGACAGCCGGGCACCCCUGACGGCAGUGGCCACUAUGCCGGCCCCCCAUGCCAGCAUCACCCUGGCGAGCGCCGACUCGGUCCUGCGCUUCAUGGACUGCCGGAAGCCAGGCCUGCAGCAUGAGUUCCGGCUCGGCGGCGGCAUGAACGCAGGGUUGAUCCGCUCACUGGCCGUCAGCCCCAGCGGCCGCAGCGUCGUGGCCGGCUUCUCUUCCGGCUACAUGGUGUUGCUGGACACCCGGACGGGCCUCAUUCUCCGGGGCUGGCCGGCCCACGAGGGAGACAUCCUGCAGAUCAAGGCGGUGGAGGGGGGCGUCCUUAUCAGCUCAUCCUACGACCACGCGCUGACCGUCUGGAAGGAACUGGAGCAGAAGCCCGUGCACCAGUACAAGUCCGUCUCUGACCCCAUCCACACCUUUGACCUCUAUGGCAGCGAGGUGGUGACCGGCACCGUGGCCAACAAGAUCGGGGUCUAUUCCCUGCUGGAGCCGGCCCCCCACCCUCCCAGCACCACUAAGCUGAGCUCCGAGAACUUCCGCGGGACCCUCACCAGCCUGGCAGUGCUGCCCACCAAGCGCCACCUCCUACUGGGCUCGGACAACGGCAUCAUCCGCCUCCUGGCCUAGGCCUCCAUCUCCCGGCUCCCCGGCAUCAGCCGUGUCCUUCCCACCCCGGGUCAGGAGAAGCCGUGGGGCAGGGGUUG
Tachyglossus aculeatus (Australian echidna) is the source of this 6043-nucleotide messenger RNA. RefSeq names its product WD repeat domain 81 (gene WDR81). The record is from RefSeq and is a predicted model, not a curated record. Gene Ontology annotation, molecular function: protein binding; phosphatidylinositol 3-kinase regulator activity. Lineage: Eukaryota; Metazoa; Chordata; Mammalia; Monotremata; Tachyglossidae. Bases 144 to 5966 code for a protein of 1940 amino acids. The transcript has 12 exons. Gene Ontology annotation, biological process: aggrephagy. Gene Ontology annotation, cellular component: mitochondrion.